Molecule: messenger RNA, 3298 nt
Organism: Procambarus clarkii (red swamp crayfish)
Lineage: Eukaryota; Metazoa; Arthropoda; Malacostraca; Decapoda; Cambaridae
Product: lysosomal Pro-X carboxypeptidase
Biological process (GO): proteolysis
Molecular function (GO): dipeptidyl-peptidase activity; serine-type exopeptidase activity
Source: RefSeq, a predicted model, not a curated record
CUAGCUGACCAAUCUAUGCUUAGUGAAAUUGAAAGUCAGUGGCGACCGUCAGCUCGCUACUUUCAGCAAUUUGGAUCUGGCAACCCUGCUCUCAGCCUCUCAGUCCAGUGCUGGUGCUCACGGGGGAAGGGUGUUGGCGAGAUGCUGCUGAACGCUCUCUUAUGUACCGUUUUACUCUGCUUCUGUCAUGCUUAUGACUAUGAUACAUAUUUUUAUAAGCAGAAGGUGGACCAUUUUAGCUUUGCUGAUCCUGACAGCUUUACCCAGCGAUACUUGAUUAAUGAUGAGUUUUGGGACAGUAAUGGUGGACCCAUAUUCUUUUAUGCAGGAAAUGAAGGAGACAUUACCUUAUUUGUUGAUAAUACAGGCUUUAUGUGGGACAUCGCUCCAGAAUUUAAUGCCAUGGUAGUAUUUGCUGAACACAGAUAUUAUGGUGUAUCAAUGCCUUAUGGCAAUGAAUCAUUCAGUGAACCAAAGUAUACUGGCUACCUUACUUCAGAGCAAGCAUUAGCAGACUAUGUCGAGCUGAUUACUUAUUUGAAGACUGCUAUUUCGGGGGCAGAGAAGAGUCCGGUGAUUACAUUUGGAGGAUCAUAUGGAGGAAUGUUGGCAGCUUGGUUCCGUAUGAAGUAUCCACACAUUGUGCAAGGAGCCAUAGCUGCCUCAGCCCCUAUUCUACAGUUCAUUGAUAUUACACCUUGUGAAAAUUUUGGCCAAUUGGUUACAACUGAUUUUGCCACGGAAUCCAAGGAAUGUGCGGAAGUAAUUCGAAGAUCCUGGGCAGCUAUUGAUUCAGUUACAAGUGAUGACGCAGGAAAGACAUGGCUCACAAAUGCCUGGAGUCUUUGUGAGCCACUGAAAACACAAGAGGAUAUCAAGGCUUUGAAAGAUUACCUGGUAAAUGUAUGGACUAACUUGGCAAUGAUAGAUUACCCAUACCCGGCUAAUUUUCUGGCUCCACUACCUGCCUUCCCCAUCAAGGUGGUAUGCAGUCACUUGACUAACCCUGAACAAGUACCAACUGCUCUACUGCAAGAGCUCUUUGAAGGACUCAGUGUAUACUUCAAUUACACUGGUGAAGCUAAAUGCUUGGAUAGUAAUCAACAAGCAGAUGUUCGCUUGGAUGACAAAGGAUGGGAUUUUCAGGCAUGUACAGAGAUGGUGAUGCCAUUUUGCUAUGAUGGCAUAAAUGAUUUCUUCGAGCCAGCACCCUGGGAUUUCAAGGCAUUUGCAGAGGACUGCUACAAUAAAUGGGGUGUUUACCCUCGACCAUUUAUGGUUGCUCAUAUGUAUGGCGGGAAGGAUAUUUCAGCAGCUAGCAAUAUUGUAUUCAGCAAUGGGUUACUGGAUCCCUGGUCAACUGGUGGCGUUCUCUGGAAUGUGAGUGACACUGUUGUCUCUGUUAUUAUACCUGAGGGAGCACAUCACCUGGACCUCAGAGGUUCAAACCCUGGAGACCCUCAGUCAGUCAUAGAUGCUAGAAUAACUGAAAAGGCUUAUAUUAAAACUUGGAUUGAUGAUUACACUUACAAACAUAAUAAAUCUAAACAUGAUAAGGACGAGUUACAUGAAAGGUUUCAAAAUAAAAUUCCAUAGAAUUAUUGUUACUCGCCAGCCUACUUGCUAAAAGUAAUUUACUUGUUUAUUUCAUCAGGUUCUCUGAUGAGAAACUAAUUGUUUUUGUUAAUUUGUGAGGUGUGCCAAUUUUGCUCAUAAUAUACAGUACGAAUGUACAGUACUGUAUACAGUAUGUACUGUAUUGUCUUGCCCAUCUGCCUAUAAAUGACUGGUAUUUUCAGUGGCUAGUUUGUCAUCUUUGUGUUUCCUCUCCUUCCCAAGUGUUCUGCCUUCAGUCUUUUCACCUUCUCUUCUCACUGUCCUCAAUGUACCUCACUGAAAUGGCCGUUUUUGUUAUUCCUUCAUUCCACUUGUGGAUAUUUUCAUUCUUUGAUACCUGUUCAUUAUUCACUACCAACUACUGUAUAAAUAAGAGCAAUUUUACACUUCUCACAAACAUUUACAUUUCAGCUCUAUUCUGUUGGAGCAUUGCAUGUCUUGGUACAAAACCCUAGUAAUCUGCAAAGAAAAUUGUUGAUUUCCUUGGAAUUUAGGUGCAAGUGGUAAAAGUGAUGCAUCAGUCGUAUAAUAUGCAUACUGUAUGUAAAGAUGGUCAGAGUCUUGAUAAUUUUGCAGCAUAUUAAUCUUAUGUAAUAUUAGCAAGUAAUAUAUUUUGUAAUAUAUUUUGUUAUUGUGUAAUUAUAGCUAAAUUUUUGUAAAAUAUUUUGAAACUGUUUGUAUAAUUCCUUAAGCUAUUUAUUAAAUGAAUUGCAGUCAAGUUAUAUUUACACUACAGGUCAUGAAUGUAUAAAUAAUCUAUACAAGACAUUUUAUUAGAAAGUUGUUUAAGGCAUUAUUGUUUUAAUCUUAACGAAGGCAUAGUGCUUGAAGAUAAUGGAAAUUUCAUUGCUAUUAGUAAAUGAUAUUACUAGUUUCACUUAUUACAAUAUUAGCUAAAUUUUGUUGAUUGUUGUAGGUCUCUUAUAGACUUGUCUUUCAUAUUGCAAAUCCCAAUGUAACAUUACAUAUGAGUAUAUUUAACUACUUUUUAUCAAAUAACUACUUUAAAAGUGAAAUUUCGAGAAGAAUGUAAACUAGAACAAAGUUCCUGCACAGUUGGUAAUGUUUGGCAUUCAAAUUUCUACAUAGUCUUGGGCAUUGUUGAAGCUUAACCAUAUGUGUAGUCCUUUUUCACGAGUGUGUAAAACACAAGUAUUAACGCAAAGUCUUUGACAAUAUUCUUUGUCACGCUAUGUGAGGUAUCUUGCAACCUAUCUCUGCAUAAGGCCAAAAGCUGACUGUACUUGAACUCCUUGUUUAUGGCAGUGACAUGUAUGUAGAAUUCUAGCCAAAUUUUGACCACAUUUUGAUAUUCAACAGAAGUACUUGAAACAUUUACUGACAUCUUUGUGUGGGGUGGGAUAUAAAGUCUUGAUGCAACACUGCAUGAAAAACAAAUUGAAGGUAGAGAUUUAAGAAGAUAAAACAUUCCUUUUAGCUAUAGUGUUUUCAUUUGUAGUGCAGUUAUGCCAUUUGUUACAUAUACAGGUACCAAUGAAUAUUAUGCUGGUAUAGAAUGGGGGUAUUUUUCCCAAGCUUGUAGUAUGAUUACGAUUAUCAAGGUUGUAAUAUGAUUCCUAGUAACAAGCAUCCUGAUAAUUGUUUAUUUAGUAUUAAAGGUACAGUAAAUGAUUUUUUUUAAAUUAAAUGAAAGUAAAUUUGUAAUAAAGAAGAUUAAUUA